Capsella rubella is the source of this 849-nucleotide messenger RNA. Its product is annotated as nascent polypeptide-associated complex subunit alpha-like protein 3. Bases 83 to 691 code for a protein of 202 amino acids. NCBI's taxonomy places the organism in Eukaryota, Viridiplantae, Streptophyta, Magnoliopsida, Brassicales, Brassicaceae. Gene Ontology annotation, biological process: protein targeting to membrane. The transcript has 4 exons. Gene Ontology annotation, cellular component: cytoplasm; nascent polypeptide-associated complex. The record is from RefSeq and is a predicted model, not a curated record.
UAAUCAAUUCCAUAUUUUUCUUAAGGGGUUUUUAGGGUUUCUCGUCACUCACUCACCGAUACUCUCUCUCUCUCUUGAAAACAUGACUGCCGAACAGAAAGAGGAGCUCGCCGCCAAAUUGGAAGAGCAGAAGAUCGAUCUUGAUAAGCCUGAAGUUGAGGAUGAUGAUGACAAUGAUGAGGAUGAUUCCGAUGACGAUGACGAGGCCGAGGAACUUGAUGGAGAGGCGGGUGCCCGGUCAAAGCAAAGCAGAAGCGAGAAAAAGAGUCGUAAAGCGAUGCUGAAGCUUGGGAUGAAACCCAUCACUGGUGUUAGCCGUGUCACCGUCAAAAAGAGCAAGAAUAUCAUGUUUGUGAUAUCAAAACCUGAUGUGUUCAAGAGUCCAGCAUCGGAUACAUAUGUGAUCUUUGGUGAGGCGAAGAUAGAGGACUUAAGCUCGCAGCUUCAGAGUCAGGCCGCUGAGCAGUUCAAGACUCCCAACCUCAGCAACGUGGUUUCACAAGGAGAAACAUCUGGUGCAGCACCAGUUGCUGCUCAGGACGAUGAUGAAGAGGUGGACGAGGAGGGUGUGGAGCCAAAGGACAUCGAGCUUGUGAUGACCCAAGCAGGAGUGUCUAAGCCAAUGGCAGUAAAAGCUCUCAAGGCCGCUGAUGGAGAUAUUGUCACUGCCAUCAUGGAGCUUACCACCUAAAUCAGAAACCUUUUCUACUGUGAUGUGGUUUUCGUGUUUUUUUUCCCUUUCUUUCAAAGUGAUUUAGCAUGUUGUAUCAUUAUACACCAGAAGUUUGGACUCAUUUUCAUAUUUUAGUGUUUGAGUGGAUUUUAAAGAGUGAGUGGAUUUUUGAGUUA